This is a messenger RNA of Amblyraja radiata (thorny skate), 1437 nucleotides long. RefSeq names its product transformer-2 protein homolog alpha-like. NCBI's taxonomy places the organism in Eukaryota, Metazoa, Chordata, Chondrichthyes, Rajiformes, Rajidae. The transcript has 8 exons. Gene Ontology annotation, molecular function: RNA binding. The coding region runs from base 170 to 985 and encodes 271 amino acids. The record is from RefSeq and is a predicted model, not a curated record.
UGCCAAGGCGCCAUUUUGUCAGCUGUCGGGAAGCUGCGCGUCCAAGUUCCCUUUUAAUUUCCCCAAUUUGUCUUGUAAAAAAAAAAAAAAAAAAACCCAAGUUAUUUAAUCCGGUUAUUUAAUUUCGUGGCGGAAGCGUGCGCGUGUGUGGGUUUUUUUUUUUUGUUCUAUGUUAAAAAUGAGUGACACGGAAGAGUUGACAGACGAGGAGAGGGAUGGGAGGUCAACAUCAAGAUCACGGAGUAGGAGCCCAGCUGAACUGGCUAAGCCUAAAAGCCAAUCUGCCUCUCGCUCACUUUCAAGAAUAUCAAAAUUGUCAGGAUCUCGGACAUCAUUCUCACGAUCUCGGUCAAGGUCCAGAUCACGGUCACGUUCCCGUCGUCAUCGCCGUCGCUCAAAGUAUUACUCACGAUCCAGAUCUCACACUCGGUCAUACAGGAGGAGAACCAGGAGCCGAUCGUACUCACCUGUGUACAGGCGUCGAAGAAGCAGCAGCCACUCUCCCAUAUCCAGCAGGCGGCGUCACGUUGGAAACAGGACCAACCCGAAUCCUAACAAUUGUAUCGGCGUGUUUGGCCUGAGCUUGUACACUACUGACCGGGAGCUGCGUGAAGUGUUUUCCCGAUAUGGACCACUCGCAGGAAUCAAUGUGGUCUAUGACCAGCGGACAGGAAGAUCAAGAGGAUUUGCGUUUGUCUAUUUUGAAAACGUUGAAGACUCUAAAGAAGCAAAGGAACGUGCAAAUGGGAUGGAACUUGAUGGCCGGCGUAUUAGAGUAGAUUAUUCCAUUACAAAACGGCCCCACACACCAACUCCAGGAAUCUACAUGGGCCGACCAACAACCCGUGUUCAUUCCUCUCAUUACCAUGACUCUCACAGUGAUAGAUACGAUGAUGGGGAUUUCACCUACAGAAGACGUUCAACUUCACCCUGUUACAGCAGAUACCGAUCUCGAUCUCGUUCUCACACCCCACGUAAGUGUUGAUACUGAUGAUAGACCAAGUACGUCCUGUCAGUUUAAGUGAUGGAAAGGUUUUCAGCCUACAGGGAUUUUUUUUUUUUUAACAAAGAUGGAAAAUCUUGGGCAUUGCAAUGCUUUUUUUCAAAAUAAAAAGAAAAAGCUUUUUUUAUUUUAUUAAGCAAAGUCCUAUAAUAAACAGUCUUUCAUUUUAAGAUGUGUUCUGGUGCUUCACUAAGUGGCAUUGCAUAUACAUUGUAAGAAGGAGUCUGUCUUUUUAAUGGAUUCCACAUGCUGUAUGUGUUGCAUUAAAUCAUUAUUGCAGAAAUAUUUCUGGUGCGAAUGUUCUUAAAUUACCUUUUGCAUAUUAAGCGGUGUCUUGACUUUUUGUGCACAAAGGUUUGAUUAUGCAGUGCUUCAUAAGAAAAGAUUCAAUGAUAAAGCUGCUGUUUGACUUGCAAUAAAUGACUUGGACACAA